Messenger RNA from Sphaeramia orbicularis (orbiculate cardinalfish), 3343 nucleotides. RefSeq lists its product as uncharacterized. Bases 547 to 2097 code for a protein of 516 amino acids. Gene Ontology annotation, cellular component: external side of plasma membrane. The transcript has 8 exons. NCBI's taxonomy places the organism in Eukaryota, Metazoa, Chordata, Actinopteri, Kurtiformes, Apogonidae. Gene Ontology annotation, biological process: negative regulation of T cell proliferation; cellular response to lipopolysaccharide; cell surface receptor signaling pathway. The record is from RefSeq and is a predicted model, not a curated record.
GACUUCAGCCUCACUCUGAGAAAACCACAAAUAUCAGACAGUGGCAACUACACCUGCACCAUCUGGACGGGAUUCAAAGAGCUGAGAUUAACAGAAAUACAGCUGCAGGUCAAAGACUGCAUAAAAAAAGGACAGAGAAUCCCAGAAAUCGACAUCAUGCUUGAAUGACCACCCACAAAGUCUGAUUUCUCUGUACAUCUUACCUUGCUUUGAAAGAACAUGGAAAUCCAGGACCAAAGAUAAAUUACAACAGAUGAAAAGGUAACACUGAUUUUUUUUUUUUUUUUGUAAUAAUUUUUUUUAGCAUUUAAUAAUUUUUAAUAAAAAUGCUGCACAUUUGUCUUUCUCUCAGUCACGUUGUUGUUUGUCAGUGACUGAAACUUAACGCUGUGCUGCUUGUUUUCACUUUCCAGUAGCUGUCUUUAUUUUGCCAACAGUUGAGUGUGGUGACAUUAAAACUGGCUGUGAGCUGAUGUUCUCCCUAUGUUACAAACAUACAAAUAAAGUCAGUUAGAAGAGUUCUGAUGAGCUUGAUGGAGCCCGUCAAUGAAGAUGGAUGUGUUUGUGGUGUUUCUGAUUCUUGUACACGCUUCCCAGCAUGCACUGGCUGUUGUGGUGCAGGCGUAUGAGGGGGAGCCAUCCACCCUGCUGCCCUAUCAGUUUUAUGACCAUUUUCCUAUGAUGCCUGAAGACCCCAUAGUAUCUUGGACUCGCAAUGAUCUCAAUCCCAAAAUCAUCCAUCAGUUUAAUGAUGAUGGUGAUGAUCUUAAAAAGCAGAAUGAACAUUACAAAGGACGCACAUUGAUGAAAACUAAUGCUCUCGACUGUGGAGACUUCAGCCUCACUCUGAAAAAACCACAAAUAUCAGACAGUGGCAACUACACCUGCACCAUCUGGACGGGAUAUGAAGAGCUGAGAUUAACAGAAAUACAGCUGCAGGUCAAAGAUGAUCAGGUGGUGGUGAAGGCACAGGAGGGGGUGAAGUCUGUCAGGCUGCCCUGUAAAACAUCACUUCAUCUGCCUGAAGACACCAGAGUGGAGUGGACUCUCCUUGACCCUGUAAAGAUGUUGGUCCAAGUGGUCCGUGUGUAUCAGAAUAAGAGUAAUGACCUUAGAACACACACCUCAUGGGCUCACACAGAGAUGGCUAAAGACCUGCUGACAACUGGAGACCUCAGUCUGACCAUUAAAUAUCCCACAGACAGAGACAGAGGAACAUACAUCUGCACCUUCUAUGUGAAAGGAGACACCAUGAAACAGAGAGUAGAGCUACAUCAUGUCAUAGAGAAUGUUCCAUCCUGGAUCGUAGCUCUCCUUACUGUCAUUUCUGCUGUACUUAUCAUCACCGGAUUUUUACUAUUUUAUUUUCGAGUAAAAUCAGAUGUAAAAAGAGUAGAGGUUGAAUCAGGGGUGGAAUCUGUCCAGCUGCCCUGUAAAUCAACCACAGCCUACCUAAUGACGGACAUCAGAGUGGAGUGGACCGACAGUGACAACGACAUAGUUUACCUGUAUGAAAAAGGCUCUAAAGCCUCUAGUCAAGAGCACCAGGCUUACAGAAGCAGAACAGAGAUGGAAAGAAAUCAGGAGAAAACCAAAGAUUUCAGUCUGACCCUGAAAUACCCCACAGAUAAAGACAACUACACCUACACCUGCACCAUCUACAGCAAUGAUAAUAAAAUCCUGCAGAAGAAACGAGUGGAGCUGAAGGUCAAAGGUUGUCAGGUGGAGGUGGAGGAGGGGAAGGAGUUUGUGGUGCUGCCCUUCAUAACCACACCUGAAUCGCUUGAUGGCGUCGAAGUGAGAUGGUUUUACUACGAAGAUGACGAAUGCAAGGAGCUCCUUGUUUAUCCAAAGGGUUCUGUUGAACACCAUGAUGAUUACAGAAACAGAACAGAGAUGAAUGAAAACCCACUGGGAUCUGGAAACCUCAGUCUGACCCUGAGCGACCCCAAAGACACGGACAGCGGAAAAUACAGAUGUUAUGUUAAGAAAAAUAAUAACAUCAUCACAAUGAAAACGGUGCUCCUAAAAGUCAAAGACAGAGCUCAGCAUAAAGAAGAAAGGACACUUCCUCUGAUGACCACUCAUGAAGUCUGAUUGCUCUGUACAUCUUACCUUGCUUUGAAAGGACAUGGAAAUCCAGGACCAAAGAUAAAAAAAAUUACUACAGAUAAGAAGGCAAUUCAUCUGCAACGCUGAAAUUUAUUUUUGUUAUAAUUUUUUUAUCAAUUUAUAAUUUUUAAUAAAAAUGCUGCACAUUGAACUGGAAGAAAUAUGGAGAACCUCCGUUCCAGGAAUGGAUGACGGCAGUUGGAAAAGUAGCAGCAUUUGAAAGAAUGUCAAAUAGGAUGCAGGACAAGAUGGAAACAUAUAAUUUGAAAUGGAAUAAAUACAUGGAAUCUUUAUAUCUCAAAGACUAAAGGCUAAGAAGAUUCACCCUGAAAAGACAAUGAUCACAUACCUUAUGCAUGUGUGUAUAUUAUAAAUAGACACCUCUGUGUAGAUAUUUAUGCUGUAUGUAUAUAUUAUAUACAUGGAUACUUGAAGUUGAUAUGUGUGAAAUGAAAGUCACAAUAUCAAUAUGAAGACCCUUUCUGGUUACGGGUGGGUAAUUUACCGAUGCUCUAAUGUUAGUAUUUGAAUGUGUGAUGUGAUUGUUUGGAUAAAGUUAAGAUAAAAAUGCAAGUCAUAAAAAAACAUGCUGCACAUUUGUCUUUCUCUCAGUCACAUCAUUAUUCGUCAGUGAGUGAAACUUAACGCUGUGCCGCUUGUUAUCACUUUCCAGCAGCUGUUUGAUUUUGCUAACAGUUGAUAGGCUGUGGGGAAAUUAAAACUGGCUGUGAGCCAGUGUUCUCCCUAUGUUACAAACAUAUAAACAAAGUCAGUUAGACGUGUGUUACAGAGUUCUGAUGGAGCUUGAUGGAGUCCAUUAAUGAAGAUGGAGUGUUUGUGGUGUUUCUGAUUCUUGUACACGGUGAGAUGAUCCUCCUGAUCAGACAUGUGUUAAUCUUCAUUUAUCUCUUUGACUUUAAUAUGACAUUUAAAGAAAGUAAAGAAUAUGCAUCAAGGCGUAAUAUUAAAGACAAAAAACAAAUGUGGGAGAAUUUUUUAUCUGAAGCAGAAAACUGGUGUCAUUUUAUUUCGAUUAUGUUGAAAAUCUGUAAAAUUUGAGCCUCAGUUUGUGUUGGAGUAUGUUUGGUGAUGGCAUCUGGUCAGAUGUUUACUCUUCAUUUGUCUGUUUAACUGCUUUAAUGUAACCUUAAACUGAAGUAAAGCAUAUGCAUCUGGACAACAACUUUCAAUGAAAAAACAAACAAACAGUAAACUAUGGGAUCAGGUUCAA